Oryzias latipes (Japanese medaka) is the source of this 1957-nucleotide messenger RNA. RefSeq lists its product as uncharacterized. Gene Ontology annotation, biological process: spermatogenesis. Lineage: Eukaryota; Metazoa; Chordata; Actinopteri; Beloniformes; Adrianichthyidae. The record is from RefSeq and is a predicted model, not a curated record.
AUAAAGAAUAUGCAGGUAAUAAACUGGUACAGAGAGGAAUUAAGCACUUCAGGUUAAAGAAAUUGAUUCUGGUUCAUUUGCGACAAACCAGAGAGAUGAACAAAGAGUUUCAAACGUUUCAGAGGUUUGCUCGUGCACCUGUAGGCGCAUCAGGGUUACAGGAGCCGGUCCAGCAGCGUUGGCAGACAAAAGGCUCCGGGUUUGAGAAAAGAGACUCUAAAAUAUGAAUGAGGAAAUCCACACCUGUUUCCAGGUAACCGAGGCAGGUAUUCUGGACUGUGACGACUGUGUGUGUGAGCCGUUUUCUUUGGGCAGAUGCACAAGCUGCCCAACUUCCUGACACCCCUGGAGAUCAGCUGUUUUUAAUCUCACUUCUUGGACAACCAAAAAAAAAAAAAAAGAAAUUGUUUUUUUUUUUAUCACAAGAAGCAGCAUGAAAAGACUUGACCUUCAGUUCUGAAAAAGUUCUUUAGACUCUGCUGCUGGAGGACUUCUGAAUGGAAACAGGGCAGCUGAGGCCCAACUGAAACGUGCAGGAGCUGGAAGUGCAGACUUGGUGGAGGGUGGACACGGAGACGACUGAGGUUGUUGUAGGUGAGACUUUUCUCCACGAGGCCGAGCAUCUGUCUGUGCAAAAAUGAAUCCAGUGUGGAAGAUUUAUAAAAGCAAAGUGAUGAAGACUCUGAAUCCUGAAUAUGAGGAGGAGAUGGCAGAAGAGGUAUCAGAGGUGGAGAAUGACGUCAGUCCGAUACAAGAAGAUGAGGGGCCCAAUGCUGUCUCUCAGUUGGCCAAAAAAAUGCAGGGGGCUGGGACUAAAAGCUGGAACAGACUAUCAUCUCUGUUCAACAAAGAGGAUGAGCACCAGCUUCUGGAGGAGACUGAGAGCCCGCCAGUCGCUGACCAUCCCCUUGCAGUGAAACCAGAGGAGCCUCCUCGCCCCAACAGACGCUCUGGGUUCUGGGAUAGCUUUGCAGCAAACUGGGCUGCCAAGAAGCAGGCUGAAGCUGCUGCUGCUGCAGCUGCAAAUGAGGAGGCUGCAGGGGGGCAGGCCGAGGGAGGGGCGACAGAGGUCAGUGCAGAGGAGCGCCAGGACGAGCAGGACGGGCAGGUUGCUGACGGCGAGGCGACUCAGGGAGGAGAGAGGAGCGGCAACAGCUUCUCUAAAUACGUUACACUGGGAGGAGGGAACGAGGAGGCGUCUUUUAAGUGGAACUUUGUGACAAGCAAGCUUGCUGAGCUCAAAACCAAAAGCAUGACCAAGACCAACUAGAUACCUCUGGAUAAAAUGAAAGUACACAACUCAUACAAAGUAAAGUAUGGAGAAAGCUCAAAUGACUUGACUUCAUGAAGGUCUCCUAGAUAGAAAACCCUUUAUUGAUUUAAUUUUACUCCUCAGUAAACUUACAAUAAACCAUCUCAUCCCAAUAAAAAGACAUGUCAUGUAUUAAUUUACAAAAAACAACAGAAGAAUGUACUAAAAGAUGCAUUCUAAUCUCAGGCCUUGGAUUUAAAGAGCAAAUUAUUCUAAUCUGGUUUUUCUGACAUGUUAAAAUGCAGUCUUGUACUGUAGGCUGUGUGGUUUCAUCUGCUUCCACACAUGAAAACAGCUGUCAACAAAUGAAAGAUAAUCUGGGAUUUCAUAGAUUAGAGGCAGGAGGAUUUAGAUGAGGAUUAACUCAGUGAACCUGUCUGAAAACAGAAUGAUCGGUGUGGUGAAGCCAUCAGAUCUAAAACAACUGAAACAUCACAAAUGUUGGACAUACUAAUGGGUGUUUGAUGGAGGUCAAAUCAGGGGACUUUCUGACUGUGACUGAAAUGUGCAAUGUGUGAAUCUGUAAUAAUAUUCAUUCUGUGUCAUGAAAAGAGUCUGCUUACAGAGUUAUCACUUCCUGUCCCUUGUUAGUUUUGAUCUGAAUGUUUUGUUCUUGAAUUAUACAAUAAACUCUACAGCACUAAA